Molecule: messenger RNA, 3939 nt
Organism: Chinchilla lanigera (long-tailed chinchilla)
Lineage: Eukaryota; Metazoa; Chordata; Mammalia; Rodentia; Chinchillidae
Gene: Azin1
Product: antizyme inhibitor 1
Exons: 12
Coding region: 428-1774 (448 amino acids)
Biological process (GO): negative regulation of protein catabolic process; positive regulation of polyamine transmembrane transport
Cellular component (GO): cytoplasm
Molecular function (GO): ornithine decarboxylase activator activity; ornithine decarboxylase activity
Source: RefSeq, marked reviewed
GUUUCCGCCAUUGAAAUUCUCCGCUCGGGCGAGACCGAGGGCUGUUAGCCGCGCUCUCCUUUCCUGUGUGCCAGGACCAAGCCUAGCAGAAUAUGGCUGAUGGCUGCCUGGCGCGGCCCUAGUGAUCCCGCGUUGCUUCCUCUUCCGAUAGCACCUAGAUGCUGGUCUUGAGGACGAGUAGCCCCUGAGGAGGCGAACUUUCUGACCGAGUGUACAACUACCCAGAGGGCCUAGGAGAAGUGCUGUAUAGAGAGCAGUUCGACUUCAACGCCGAGCCCCCCUGGGAGCCUAGCUGAUGAUAGGGGGUUCCAUCUCCUAACUCGUCCAUUUUGUUGCAUAUUCUAAGGACCCAGACAGACAUAGGCUUGGUGGCCCAUCACUUGUUUUUCCUGGUUUAUGACUUUCGGCUUUGUGGAAUACGGCUGAGAUGAAAGGAUUCAUUGACGAUGCAAACUACUCCGUUGGCCUGUUGGAUGAAGGAACAAACCUUGGAAAUGUUAUUGAUAACUAUGUUAAUGAACAUACCCUGACAGGAAAGAGUGCGUUUUUUGUGGGGGAUCUCGGGAAGAUUGUGAAGAAACACAGCCAGUGGCAGAAUGUGGUGGCUCAGAUCCGGCCGUUCUACGCGGUGAGGUGCAACUCCGCCCCGGCUGUGCUGGAGAUCCUGGCAGCUCUGGGGACAGGCUUCGCCUGCUCCAGCAAGAAUGAAAUGGCUUUAGUGCAAGAAUUGGGUGUAUCUCCAGAAAAUAUUAUUUACAUAAGUCCUUGCAAGCAAGUUUCCCAGAUAAAAUAUGCAGCAAAAAUUGGAGUGAAUAUCAUGACAUGUGACAAUGAAAUUGAAUUGAAGAAAAUUGCUCGUAAUCACUCAAAUGCCAAGGUCUUACUACAUCUUGCAACAGAAGAUGAUAGUGGAGGUGAGGAGGGUAGCAUGAAGUUUGGCUCCACGCUGAAGAACUGUAGGCAUCUCUUGGAGUGUGCUAAGGAAUUUGAUGUCCAAAUAAUUGGGGUUAAAUUCCACGUUUCCAGUGCUUGCAAAGAACCUCAAGUGUACGUACACGCUCUCUCCGAUGCUCGGUGUGUGUUCGACAUGGCUGGAGAAUUUGGCUUUACAAUGAGCAUGUUAGACAUUGGUGGAGGCUUCACGGGAACUGCCUUUCAACUGGAGGAAGUCAAUCAUGUUAUCCGCCCUCUGUUGGAUGUCUACUUCCCUGAAGGCUCUGGCAUCAAAAUCAUUUCAGAGCCUGGAAGCUACUUUGUGUCUUCUGCGUUCACACUUGCAGUUAAUAUCAUUGCAAAGAAAGUUGUUGAAAAUGAGAAAAUUCCCUCUGGAGUAGAAAAAAACAGGAGUGAUGAACCAGCCUUCGUAUAUUAUAUGAAUGAUGGUGUUUAUGGUUCUUUUGCAAGUAAACUGUCUGAGGACUUGAAUGCCAUCCCAGAGGUUCACAAGAAAUACAAGAAGGAUGAGCCUCUGUUUCCAAGCAGCCUGUGGGGUCCAUCCUGUGACGAGCUUGAUCGGAUUGUGGAGAACUGUCUUCUUCCAGAACUGAACGUGGGUGACUGGCUGAUCUUCACUGACAUGGGAGCAGACUCUUUCCAGGAGGCGUCCGUGUUCAAGGAUGUGCCGAGGCCAGCUGUGUAUUACAUGAUGUCAUUCAGCGACUGGUGUGAGAUGCAGGAUUCGGGCAUCACCUCGGACACCGUGAUGAAGAACUUCUUCUUCGUGCCUUCUUGCCUUCAGCUGAGCCAGGAAGAUGGCUUUCCCACCGAGGCUUAGGCAAGCUCCACGCCCUGCAGUCUGAGGUGCAGGACGCGCUUGUCUGGUCUACAUUCCAGGGUGGAAAACAAUCCGAAUAGUCUCUGUUCAUUCUCUCGGAGACAAAACUUAAGUUAAUAGCUGUGUGGGACCAGAUGAAGUCAACUUUCAUCUAGAAUUCAUUGGGGUAACGGGAGAUUUAGAUAAUGUGUCCAGAUUAAACUAACAGUUUGUCCUACCCUUUAAGCUUUGAAAAUAAAAUAUGCAACAAAAUGGAUGACUUAGUAGAGAUGGAAGCCCAUGACCUGGGUUCCCCAUUCAACCGUUUACAUACAAGUACACAGUUUUUAUACUGAGGAUUCGUGUCCAAAAGUCUUGUAAAAUUAGGUCUUCCACCCAGGUAGAGCAGUUGUCGGUGGGAGACCGGUGUGGCUUCAUUAGAUACGUUUAGUGUAUUUAGAGUGUGUAAAUUUGUGCUUUGAACUGUAGUUUAAUGUAAAAUUGCAUCAUAGUAUUUGUUGUAUUUGACCUAAUGUAACCCUUGUAUGAUUGCAAUAAAAUUUUGUGUAGAUUUUACUGUUUUUUCAGGCUAAAACUUUGGGAAAGGGGCUAGCUAGCAAAGGUAGUUUUGAAAUAGAUGUGUAUAUGAUCUGUUUUGAGGGUUAUUUUUCUUUAGAGCUCAUUUAAAUUUAGUUCGGCUCAGUACGUUUUUCAGUUAUUUAAUAAGUAAUUUAAAGUGUGUGGUAAAUCAUUGUGAAGUUCAGAUUCAUUAUGGAGAGUUGAUGUGCAGUAAGCAUGAUGUUUAACAACUUUAACACCAAAAAUGUUACUCCUGCAUAAACCAAUUGUAAUAAUUAGUAGGUGUUUCUGUAUAGGUAGAAUGCAUAGAGUACCUUAGUAAAUCUUUGAAUCACAAAUCUUUUGGCUGACAUGGAAGAUUUCUAUUGAAUACUUUGAGUAAACUUGGUGGGGAAGGAAAUAAAAUUGCAGAGAACUGCAGAGCACUAAAACUCAAAGAAGGGCUACAUCUGUAUCCAGAAAUCUGAUUUUCCUUUUUGCAUGGAAUAUUUAACGUUAGAGUGGGGAGGGGAGGAUGGGGUGACGUACACUUCAGUUUUCUUAAUUUCAGUGAUUUCAAAUUUAGGAUUUUUUAUUGUUAGUGAUUUGAACUAUUCCCUAAGUUUCUUGCUAUUUCCCAUUUGUUCAGCUGGAUGAUUUUAAUUCUUUCAUACAUACUAAAAUUUUCUGGUGGGUGGGGAAGGAGGUUGAUGUCCCUAACCCAGCAGUUGUCACCAGGAAUUUGCUUUGUUCACCCUAGUAUAUUAGUAAUCCUGAGUCUCAGAAUCAUAAUAGUAAUAAACAACCGGGUCAUUUUCUUCCCAACUUCCUCUAUGUUCAGAUGUGGAAUUUCUGUCUCACAAGAGGAAAUGUGACUUCACUUUGGUGCCAAUGGACAGAACAUUCUACCUGUGCUAUGUAGAGGAGGUUUGGAAUGCACUUCGGUAGCUGGUGUCCGCCUUGACCUCAAGGUAGAAGGAAAUUGGUCACAAAUCUCUGAUUUCAGUCUCAAACCAGUAGGUGCUUAAUAUUCCUUCACUUGAUUAAUGCCCACUUGAACUGCAUGGGUUCUGCUAAAAAAAAAAUUAGGGCCCCAACCCAUUGUCACCUAAUCGCCUUGAACUUUCUCAAGGUACAAUAUUGGUUUUCUCCAAAAUUCCAAACUACCAUGCAACUUCUUUUUAGAACAGUAACAAGGAGGAACUGUUCUGCCUUGCUCGCCUGUCUUGGUCCGGAAAUGCCAAAGCCUUUCCAGGAGGGCACAACCUCAAGGCCUGGGCUGAACCGAGCAGGCCAGGGCUCAGGCCUGGCGGUCGGGCUGCCUCUUUAGGAGAGCGGCCGCACGCGAACAGCUCUUGAGUUGCAGACGCCUCAUGUGAAUAAGGUAACUAAGAAAUGUCUGUAUUGUAUUUGAAGACUGUAUGCCAUAAAUCUCAAGUUUCAACCUUAUGUAUUCCAAUUUGGUAUGCUAACAAAGUAAUGUAAAAUCUUUUCUAUAUAAUACUGUAAUCUCAGUUCAAAAUUUAACUGAAAAUAUAAAACCCAAAUGAUUUCUAUAUAGUAAAUUGAACUGUAAAGGUAACUUGUGUGUGAUUCUGAAUACACAGAUAAAAUGUUUUUAUUCCUCA